This is a messenger RNA of Gossypium arboreum, 1127 nucleotides long. RefSeq lists its product as uncharacterized. Bases 232 to 834 code for a protein of 200 amino acids. NCBI's taxonomy places the organism in Eukaryota, Viridiplantae, Streptophyta, Magnoliopsida, Malvales, Malvaceae. Gene Ontology annotation, molecular function: cytoskeletal motor activity. Gene Ontology annotation, cellular component: myosin complex. The record is from RefSeq and is a predicted model, not a curated record. The transcript is spliced from 4 exons.
AUUAUUUUAAAUAAUGAUACGAUCUUUAGGUCAAUCUCUCUUGAAUUUGAUAAGAAAAUUUAUUUAAUUUUUUUAGAUAAUCAAUCAAUUUAAUACUUUUAAUAGAGUAACUUGAAUUAGAAUGAUGAUUACAAGUUAACGUGCAUCGAGCGCUAUUUGGCUCUCUUUUCUCUGUAUUUUUUUUGCUUUCCCGCAAAAGCCAAAGCCUAACAGCGUCCGUCGGUUCCAACGAUGAGUCGAUACAGGGCACAACAGCAAGCCUCUGUCGACGAACCGGAGCCCAACCCCCAGGGCGAAGACCAUGUACCUGACGACGAACAGCAAGAUGAAAACGAUAAGGAUUCGCAACCAUCAGAACCCAAAGGAGACUACUUGAAUGUCGCUUCCCGCCCCUUCUUAAUGAAGAUCUUGCAAAAACAAGGUGACAGUAAAGUUUUGUUUGCGGAUAAAGUGUUGAAGUUCACUGCAUCAGGGAAAAUGAAACGACGGAAUCUUAUAAUCACUGAUUUCGCCGUUUAUAUUGUUGAUCCUGAAACCGAUGGGCUUAAACGCCGGAUAGCUUUAGCAGCCGUAGAUAAGAUGUGUCUGAGCGAUUUAAACGAUAACUUCUUCUCCAUUAUCAUUCCAACCGAGUAUGAUUUACUAAUGGCUAGUACUCGCAAAACUGAAAUUGCUACUUGCUUAUUUGAAGCUAUCAAAACUAGUGCUCAAUAUGAACUUGAGGUCUCUUUUUCCAGUAGCUUUGAAUAUAAUGCUACUGCCGAUCUCGUAAAGGAAAUUCAGUUCGAGGAAGUUGAAGGGGGUGUUAGAACUAGAAUUCUGAUGAAAAAAUAGUGAGUUGGCAACUUGUAUUUUUCUCGACUGAGAGACCUUGCGGGGAAUUGCAACUUUUUUUCGGUGUUUUCUGCGUGGUUCUGCUUGCCUUGGAGACUAACCCCGAAAAUAUGUAACCUUAUUCUUUUACACAUUAAUAUACUAUUUAGCACUGAAGCUUUGGAGUUGAUUUCCUCCUCUCUUUUUUUCCUCCUCUUUUUGCUCAAGAGGGACGCCCCAAAGUUUGAGCUUAAGAAGAUGAGGGUUUUUAGUAUGGUUAAUGACAGUAAAUCAAGUUUUUUUUUCCAUUAGAA